Aspergillus mulundensis is the source of this 453-nucleotide messenger RNA. RefSeq lists its product as uncharacterized. The transcript has 2 exons. NCBI's taxonomy places the organism in Eukaryota, Fungi, Ascomycota, Eurotiomycetes, Eurotiales, Aspergillaceae. Gene Ontology annotation, biological process: carbohydrate catabolic process. The record is from RefSeq and is a predicted model, not a curated record. Gene Ontology annotation, molecular function: cutinase activity. The coding region runs from base 1 to 453 and encodes 150 amino acids. Gene Ontology annotation, cellular component: extracellular region.
AUGGGUAACAUGGGUACCGUCGUCGGACCCAAGGUCGGACAGGCGCUUAACUCCCUCACCAACAACCAGGCCGCUAUCCAGGGCGUCGACUAUCCCGCUGAUGCUGCUGGAAACGCAAACAUGGGCGCCUCCGGCGGUCCCAAGAUGGCCUCGCUCGUCGAAACAGCCCUCAAGCAGUGCCCCGACACCAAGGUCGUGCUGGGCGGAUACUCGCAGGGCGCGAUGGUCGUGCACAACGCCGCGGGCAAGUUGUCCUCUGGCCAGGUCGUUGGCGCCGUGACCUUCGGCGACCCCUUCAAGGCGCAGAAGCCGAGCAACAUCGAUCAGUUCAAGACCUUCUGUGCUAGUGGAGACCCGGUUUGCCUCAAUGGUGCGAAUGUCAUGGCGCAUCUUUCGUACGGUGAUGAUGCGCAGACUGCGGCGCAGUUCCUUGUUAGUGCUGCUGGGCUUUGA